AUGCCUACUAUCAACUUCACUUUGAAGUAUCUACAAGAAGACCAUGUGUACUCCAGCUUCAAUACUGCACCAAAACUUAUCUUAAUAACCUUACUCGUGAGUCUUCUUUUGUUAGGUUUCUACAUGAUCAAGAGAAGUUCAUGUGGAGUUUACUUAAUAGACUUCGCAUGCUACAAGCCCCCGGAUGCUCAAAAGUGCACAAAACAGUUCAUGCUCGACAAAGCAAAGCACAGUGGAUAUUUCUCAGAAGAAACUGUGUAUUUCAUGAGGAAGGUUCUAGGCAAAUCAGGAAUUGGUGACUCGACCUAUUUAGCAGAGGUAUACCUGGCAAAUAUUCCUGAUCCCUGCAUGAAAGAAUCAAGAAGGGAAAUGGAAUUGUCUGUUUUUGGAUCGAUAGACAUGUUGUUGGCUAAAACAGGGGUACGAUGUGAGGACAUUGGAAUACUGGUUGUGAAUUGUUGUAUUUAUAACACUAUGCCAUCUCUUUCUAGCAUGAUAGUGAACAGAUAUAAGCUUAAAGAAAGCAUCAUCAGCUAUAAUGUUGUUGGUAUGGGAUGCAGUGCAGGACUCAUGGCGAUAGGACUUGCAGAACAGCUACUUCAGGUGCAUCAUGAUUCCUAUGCGUUGGUGAUGAGUACAGAGAGCAUUACCGAGAACUGUUACCUUGGAGACGAUCGUUCCAAGUUCCUUACCAACUGCCUCUUCCGCGUCGGCGGAGCGGCGAUCCUCCUCUCAAAUCGUCCUUCUGAUCACAACAAUUGCAAAUACAAACUCCUCCACACUGUACACACCAACGAAUCGAGUUCCGACAGGUCGUACAACUGCAUCGUUCAGGAAGAAGACGACGCUGGGAGAAGAGGCAUCACUGUUAAUAAAGACCUCUUCAAUGCCGCAUCCACCGUCGUCAAAUCAAACGUAACUGCGCUAGGUAAGCUUAUCCUUCCGGUGUCAGAAAAACUCAUGUACCUAACAAAUAACAUCGCCAGAAAACUCCGGCCAAAGGCGGAUAUCCAACCUUAUAUACCAGAUUACAGCAAAUCCGUCGAACUCUUCCUCCCGCAUGUUGGCGGGAAGCCUAUGCUAGACGAAUUACAGAAAAACCUAGGGUUUGAUGAGAACGCCAUGGAAUCUUCUAGAAUGACGCUGUAUAGGUUCGGCAACACCUCUAGCAGCUCCAUUUGGUACGAACUGGCGUACGCAGAGGCAAAGGGUCGGGUCAAAAAAGGGGACCGGGUAUGGCAAAUUGCAUUUGGGUCGGGCUUCAAGUGUAGUAGUGUUGUGUGGCGUGCAUUGAGGACCGUUGAUUAUGAUGAGAUGAAUCUUUGGACGGACGAGAUUGAUGAGUUUCCAGUCGAUGUAGAUUGCGAUGAUGGACCAUUACCCAUAUUUUUUGAACGCUCAAAAUAAUAGGAAUCAUAAAAUUAUGGUAUGAUGUUUAAGUUAAAUAUAAUAAAGUUGUUUCAUGGGAAUGUUUGAUAAAACGUAAUUAUCAUUGUCCAGUUAUACUACUUUAUA
This is a messenger RNA of Lactuca sativa (garden lettuce), 1515 nucleotides long. Its product is annotated as 3-ketoacyl-CoA synthase 11. The record is from RefSeq and is a predicted model, not a curated record. Gene Ontology annotation, biological process: fatty acid biosynthetic process. Lineage: Eukaryota; Viridiplantae; Streptophyta; Magnoliopsida; Asterales; Asteraceae. Gene Ontology annotation, cellular component: membrane. Gene Ontology annotation, molecular function: acyltransferase activity, transferring groups other than amino-acyl groups.